Penicillium atrosanguineum is the source of this 195-nucleotide messenger RNA. RefSeq lists its product as uncharacterized. Bases 1 to 195 code for a protein of 64 amino acids. The record is from RefSeq and is a predicted model, not a curated record. The transcript has a single exon. NCBI's taxonomy places the organism in Eukaryota, Fungi, Ascomycota, Eurotiomycetes, Eurotiales, Aspergillaceae.
AUGACAAUCUUGGUGUGUAUGCGCAUUGCGAGGCAGCUUGUGCUUAGCGCGAGCCCGAUCGCGACUAUCACUCGAUUUGCUGUUCGUAACCAUGGUGUUGAAGUGGGAGUUGACGCCACCUCUGCCGCGCUGCUCAGCAGAGAAGACAAUUGGCUAGAGGGCACGAUCAUCUCUGGCGUAGCGUGGGAAGCUUAG